This is a messenger RNA of Porites evermanni, 3514 nucleotides long. NCBI's taxonomy places the organism in Eukaryota, Metazoa, Cnidaria, Anthozoa, Scleractinia, Poritidae. The record is from the annotation of a GenBank genome assembly.
AUUACAGCCUUUCGUAUUGCGCUUAUCCAGCUCGCUGUUUCUUCAAACAAGUCUCAGAACGUGUUGCGUGCAAAGGAGAAAAUCAAAGAAGCAGUGUCUAAUGGAGCAAAAGUUGUAGCAUUGCCGGUGAGGAUUCGGUUUGACAAUUUUCAGCUCAUUUGCUUGCAUUCUGAGGCCUGCUACCCUAUUAUUUAACUGUGCAGGCGCCUUCACAAGACCAAACAAGAAGAGACGGUGUUGUGUAGGAGACCACCCCACCCGAUCCCCACCCCCUACUUAAAUCAUCCCCUCCCAGUCAACCCCCCCUUCCUAUCCUCCCUGCUGAAAUUUGUGACCCAGUGCCAGACAAAAACGUUAAAAAUAAUAAUCCCGUGGCUGUUGCUGGUUGCGUGUUAAAACAACAAGAGGACCAUAGUUUUGCACCUAAGCUUGAUCUAGACAAAUCGGGGAUUAUGUAGCCUGCGAAUGCAGUUUUAUUUCCAGUUAAUUCUUCUGGGUGGGGAGAAAGCAUCUGUAUUCACAGGCUAGGGAUUAUGGGGAAAAAAUCAACCCCAUUUCAGUGUCAAAGUUGUUAAUUUGCACCUCAAAACAACUUUCAGGAAUGUUUUAAUUCCCCAUACGGCACACAGUAUUUUGCGGACUAUGCUGAAGAAAUCCCUGGGGAAUCUACAAAUAUGCUGUCAUCUGUUGCUAAGGAGACACAGUGCUAUGUUAUAGGAGGAUCUAUUCCUGAGAGAGAUUCUGGGAAGCUGUAUAACACCUCUACUUCUUUUGGUCCUGAUGGAGCAAUGCUUGCCAAACAUAGAAAAGUAGGUAUCAUAUGACACUUGUUCUUGUGAUACAUUUAUUCUAGACUAAAUGAGGAGGUGGUUGAUCAGUGGCACCCUGAACUUCACAGGCCAGUCAAAAUUGUUUGCAAAAGUAGGCUGGACAACCACAGAAAAUAGGCAGCAAAGGCCUCAAUAAUAAUUAUUAUUCAUUAUUUAUAAUUAAUUAUUAUUUAUAAUUAUUUGUUUGGUUCGCUGGCUUAUUUUGACCGGAUUGACUUCAAUUAACUGUCUUACAUUAUCUGUAUAUAUAUUAUAUAAAUAAAAAUACUUCUUAGGGGUAUCAAUGACUAAACCAAGACUCUGGCAUGUAACUAUACAGUCAACUCUGGCCUUGCGGACACCCUGCUAUGAUGGACAGCCCAAUAAUGAGGAGAUCAGCUAAGACCCAGGCAAAAGUAAAUUACAGUUGUUUGACAGAUAUAAACUCCCAUUGUUGUGGACAACCGCAGUUUCCUUAUACAGAACAAAAUGACCUGCAAUACUGUUUUUCACGAGAAACAUUUUAAGUACUCACAAAAGGAGUCAAACCUAUGACCUUCUGGUUACUAGUCCAGUGUAUAAUAAAAUUUUUAGUAGCAGACAUAAAGAUUUUAGCAGAAGGUCAAUGUUAGAAAUGAGAUGAGAUGACAAACCAAGAUGUAAUUCUGUUUCACAGGUACAUCUGUUUGAUAUCGAUGUCCCAGGAAAAAUCCGCUUUCAAGAAUCAGAGGUCCUGUCUCCUGGCAGUCAAUUAACAAUGAUAGACACUUGUAAACAAACAAUUUUCUUUAAUUAUGCUCUUUGAAUUUAUUAUGUUUUCACUGUGUGUGUUUCUACUCUCUUUUUUAAUUUCCAUGAAUUGCUUAAUUCUUUUCGUUUUCAAUAGCUCUGUGUAAAAUUGGAAUUGGAAUUUGCUAUGACAUGAGGUUUCCUGAAAUGGCCCAAGUAUAUACCCAGCAAGGUAAUUCCUCAUCUCAAGUCCCCCUCAGUUGUAAUAUAUACAUGUAUAUAAACACUGGUUAAUUUGCAACUCAACAGGGCAAUUUUUCCCUUGAAAAAUCGUUAUUCCAUAAGUGUUUGUCAUUUGUUUUGCUCAGCCAAUUGUUACAGUGAAACAAGGGAACACUUGAAAUAUUUCAGGAAUGUUUCUUGUGUUAUGACCAAUCGCAGUAAAGAUCUGGACAGGCAAACUAGCCACAAAACCACAAACUAAUUAAUGUUCUUUCUUGCAAUUUAUUUUCUCACCCCUGAUUGGCUUUUUUCUUGCAACACAAUGAUAUUCCAGAUAUAUUUCUGGUGUUGACAUUUUCCUGGUUUGACUAUAGAGAGAUCAAAACAUGGACUGCCCGUAUCUCUAAAGAAAACCCUAAGAUGGGAAAGAGUAUUCACGAGUUGUCUAAUCGGCAACCAGUUUUUGCUGUCCAGUGAAGUUGUGGAAAAUUACUGUGCAGUACUCUUUGUUCCACUGGGAAUGAAUUCUUUGUUUGCUAUUAACCAGCCAAAAGCCACAUGCUUUUCUGUAUGUUUAUUAUGAAACCAUUCAAAUAAUUGUUAUGUAGAAUUAUUCUUGUUUGCUUGCUAUUUUAGUUUUGUUUGUGCAUAUUCAUUUCAAGGUCAAACAAAAUGGUUGUAUUAUUGUUUCAGUGUGCAAACUCAUUUUAGUGAAUUGAAAAUGUUAAUAAUAUACUUCAUACAUGGCGCCUCAUCAUGCAUUUAUACACAUCAAAUUUUGUUUCAUUCAGGGUUUGAGCAUUAGUUAAUGCAAAUUUUAUAUGUGAGCAACUCACCAUCUUUAAAAAGUGCGCCCCCCCCCACUGGCAUUAGUACACCCAACACCGCCUCCCUCCCCCCCUUCCUCUCUGGUACUCUUAAUGUAUAAUGACACUCCAGAGUACUCCUUUGAGGGUUUGCAGUAAUAGUAUUUGUUAUUGCAGGUUGUAAGCUGCUAUUAUACCCUGGAGCUUUUAACAUGACAACAGGACCAGCUCAUUGGGAGCCUCUCAUUAGAUCAAGGUAACAUUACAGUUGCACCCCUGUAGUACAGACACCAAAGGGAGAAGCAAAAAGGCAUUUUUCACCAUCAUAGAUUUGGUUGCUUAACCUCCCUUACAAUAGCUUUACCAUACCAUAAUUUGCUGUAGCUUCAGUGUCAUCCUUCACUUGACAUCUGGCUUUAAAUAGUUGUGUCUAGCUUAAUUGGAUUCAGUUUAAUUAUUAUUUUACUUAUUCAUUGUUUGCCUUUUAAUUUUUUUUUCUCUUUUAGAGCUUUGGACAAUCAGGUAUGUAAAAAAGGAGAUCAUAUAUUACAGUAACCAGUUCAUCAACUUCAGCAUACAAAGAAAGUCAUGUCCGAUAGCCUGUGGCUAGUGGAUUUUGCUAUCGGGCUAGUGAUUUUUGUUAAUAACUUGCCCGAUGGGUAAUUGCUGUUUUUUGAGGAAAUUUAAAUUACAGAAGGAUUGUAAUCAAUCUUGCUAAUCAAAAAGGGUUUGGGGGCUACUUGAAAUGACUUGUGGGCUAGUACAUGCUAGCUACAGCUUGUGCGAAUGGCAGGCUGUAAAACUGACUUUGUUUGCACCCUGAACUUAUUUUCCUCCUUCACUUUUUGGUUUCUCUUUCAGUUAUAUGUGGCAGCAGUAUCUCCUGCCAGAGAUGAGGAAGCAACUUAUGUCGCUUGGGGUCACAGCACUGUCAUCAGUCCAUGGUAA